AUGGAACGCAUGUUAGGCUCACAGGUCUGUAGUUUUCCGCUUUUUGAGGGCUAUUUUUUUUGAAAAUUGGUCUAACUAUUGAUUUCUUCCAAAGAGAAGGCAAUAUUGAGGUAUCCAAUGACUUCUGGAAUAUUAGUGAUAAAGGCAACGCUAGAGGAAGGGCAAGUUUUUUACAUAAAAUUGAUGAUAAGUUAUCUGGUCCGGAUGAGUAAAGAGGUUUUAAUUUUUUCAAUGCUUCAUAGACUUUUUGAAAAAUCUAGGGAGACCGUAUGUGGAAAAAGACAAAAUAAAUAUUGAUUGACUUUUCAAAAAUAGAUUGAAAAUCUUCAACUUGCUUUAAUUUUUAGUUUCUGCGCAACGGUCAACAAGUGUGGAUUUUCGCCAUGUGCCACUACAAUCACUGUAAUUUCUUUCUUUCCGUUUUAAAUUCAAAAAAAAAAACGCAGAGGUUGAUCAACUGCCCAAGUCUUCCGGAUGCGGCUCACGCCUACGACGACAACUUCGCGAGGACCAAGUUUUUGCCGUUGAUUGGCGCCGGCGCCACAGAUACGCCAGCAAAAUGCUUCGCGUGAGUUUUGUUAGUUUUUCUGGGAAAAAAAACUCUAGUGGUCACUUAGGGGGUUUCUCAAGGAUUAAUUGUAGAGGACGCUAAAGUGGCUACUAAACCACAUCUGUAGAAACCACUACUUCUAGAAAGCCACGCCCCUUUGGCUUCAAUUUUUAGUUUUCUUCAUAUUCUCCUUAACCUACAGAAACUACGCUAUAUUUUGAAGACUUGAAAAAUCACGAAAUCGCAUGAAAAGCGCACCCGACCUUGAGCGACUUGCCAAAAAUUGUGAAACUGUAAAAACUCUAGUGGCCACUCAAGAGGUUUCUUGACGACAAUGAAGUGGCCACUAAAACCACCUUCAUCUAUAGAAGUCACUUUUUUUGUCUUAGUGGUCCCUACAGUAUUUUUAGUGACUUAGUAGUACCCUUUAGGCUCUUAAACAGGCCACUAAAACAUCGAAACCCUAAAGUGACCACUAAUUUUUUUAAAAGUAAAAACCUAUUUUUUCAGGAACAACUGGCCGACGAUGAAGCUUUACAACACGAUCCAUAUCAAUUGCUCCACCUAUGGACCAGGUAAAAUAAAAUAAAAUCUCCCAAAAAAUCUGAAAAUCUCUUCAGAAGCCGGCUGCUUCAUGUACACGGCAUUUGACACGACCCAGAAAAUUAUUGUGAUGGGAUUCCGAGGAACUCAAGGAAGUACUCAGCUUUCCGAGGAAAUCGGCGCUUUCUUCCUGUUUUUAAUAUAACUUCGGAACUUUUCAUUGAUUUUUCGAAGUUCAGUGGAAAGAGGAAGUUCUUCGACGUUGGCUACGUCUUCGAGUAUUUCUACGACGCUUUUAUGUAUUUCUGGAACGCCGGACUGAGUAACGACAUUCGCCAGUUGAAGUACCUUUAUCCGGACUUUGAUCUUUGGGUUUUAAGACUUCUCUUGAUUAUAUCUACCUGGAGAAUGUUCAGGUAACUGGUCAUUCCCUAGGAGGUGCUCUGUCCUCUGUCGCCGCUUCCUAUGUGGUUAAAGCCGGAAUUUUCCAAGGUCAGAAAAUCAAGCUUCUGACUGUCGGACAGCCAAGAACUGGGGACUACGAUUAUGCUCUGUGGCAUCAGAAUACGGUGAUAAAAGUCGAAAAGCUUAACCUAAUCGAUUUUUCCAGUUCCCUUAUUCUUACCGUGUUGUUCACCACAAGGAUAUUGUACCACAUGUGGCGCCUCAAUUGAUGCCUGAUGGGGAUGAGAUGUUCCAUCAUCGAACUGAGAUUUGGUAAGGAUUUCAGAAAUUUUACGAGUUCAGCUUCUACAAAAAAAAAAUUUUCAAACCAAAAACGGUUCUAAAUUUUAGUUUCAUGACAAAAAUUGUUAGUUAUACUGGUACUACUUUAAGUUCGAAAAUUAUUGAAAUUGGGGAAAAAAAGUUGUCGAAAAUUAAAUAAGUCUACCUGAAUUUUCACAGGUGUUACCCUUUUUUAAAUUCUAACUUGAGCUAGCCGUUUCUCAAGAAGUUCAAAUCUUGUUGAAAUUUUAUAUUUUCAUUCAGCCCACUUCAGCCUUUGGAUAGUCAAUCUUUAACUCUAAUUUGAAAGUCAAUGUUAACCCUUUUUCUAUAUUAAAUACUUAUUUUAAAAAUUUAUGGAUCAAGUUUAAAUUGAAGGUACAACAACAACAUGACGAUCGGGGCGCCGUACAACGUCUGCAAGGAGGCCGACGGUCUCCACUGCAGUAAUACCCAAGUUGACACUAGUUUUGAUGACCAUAUGUAUUACUAUAAUACGGAUCUUGGGGUUUAUGGUCCCAGGGGAUGCCCAAAGCAAUAA
Molecule: messenger RNA, 2360 nt
Organism: Caenorhabditis auriculariae
Lineage: Eukaryota; Metazoa; Nematoda; Chromadorea; Rhabditida; Rhabditidae
Source: the annotation of a GenBank genome assembly